Messenger RNA from Trichogramma pretiosum, 3214 nucleotides. RefSeq lists its product as uncharacterized. NCBI's taxonomy places the organism in Eukaryota, Metazoa, Arthropoda, Insecta, Hymenoptera, Trichogrammatidae. The record is from RefSeq and is a predicted model, not a curated record. Gene Ontology annotation, molecular function: DNA-binding transcription factor activity; RNA polymerase II cis-regulatory region sequence-specific DNA binding. Gene Ontology annotation, biological process: regulation of transcription by RNA polymerase II. Bases 270 to 2948 code for a protein of 892 amino acids. The transcript is spliced from 6 exons.
UCCAUCUCGCGCUGCGUUGUGCGCGAGUAUAUAAUAUACACGCGACGACGAUAUUUACGCGUAUCGUGGCAUAAACAGAGAAAAAAAACUUUAACGUUUGUGUAUGUGCGUGUUAUUUUCGUUUGAACAAAUCUUUUGACUAUUUUAUAAAUUACCGUUAAAUAAAAGAGACUCGAAAACGAUGCAUUCGAUAUACGUCGCAGAAAGCACGCAGCUCGGACACGUUGUGCGCAAUUUCUCGUGAAAUAUAUUAUUAUGCUCGCGAUAUCAUGGCGGCGAUCGAGACCAUCGCCAUAAUCGACCACAAUCAGCAGAAUAAUCAGCAUCAUCAUCAUCAUCACGACGGCGGCGGCUCGACGACGCUGAAGAUGUGCGCCCGUCUGCUGGCCUGCCCGCUGUGCUCGCAGCCGGGCUUCAACACGCUGGACUCGCUGCGCGCCGGACUGGUGAGCGUGGCCACCCGCGCCCUCGCCUGUCCCGUCUGCAACGAGAUACUCAUGGGCAUCGACAAGCUCACCAUACACCUGUUCGGACACACGAUUUACAGUGGUGGCCACAAUCACAACAAUAACAACAAUAAUAAUAAUAAUGGUCAUCAUCGAAACAAUCAUCACAACAACGGUAACGAUCAUCGAGGAUCCAACGGCAACUGCGUCGAGCCGAAAAUCGUCGAGCUGCAGCAGGCCACGAGAGGGCCGAGCGGCAGCACGAUCUGGAUCGAGGGCAACGCAAAUGCUGCGGUAGGCAGUGCUGCUUGUUUGGACGACGGUGGCAAAUUGCUGAACGGCAACGACGGGGCGAGCAUCUUCAUACCGAUCGAGGAGAUUGAAAACUUCCGCUCCAAUAGCAGCAACAACAACAAACAGCAGGACCAGCACCAUCUGAUCGGCAACGAUAAUCGGACGGUCGUUCUGCAGAACAUCGGCGGAGGUGGCAAUUUGCUGCCUGUCAACGCGAUGUCGGGUGCCGAUUUCGCGAACGACAAAAUCGGCAAGGAGUCUUACACGCAGACCGACUGGUCGAAGAACUCGAACGAGCAGCAGCAGCAGCCGCAGCAGUUGGAGACGCGGACCGACAUGCUCGCCGAGCUCGUGAAAAACGCCCAGAUAACCGCGUCCCCCUUUCCCGUCAGCAAUUACGAGCCGACGACGAGCGACGGCAACAACAUCGACAACGACGACGACGACAACGACAACGAUCGAGUGGUGGUAGAAGUAGCAGCGUCGGCGAAACCGAUCGUCACCUCGCAGCGACUGCUGGCCAAGGACGAGCGACCCGAGCGCUGCGACAUCUGCGGCUUCGGCUUCCCGGACCUCAAGAUCCUGCUGCUGCACAAGCAGAUCGCGCAUCGGGUGCCGGAGGCCCAGGCCCGCCUCGGGCCCGAGCAGCUGCACAUGAAGAACUUCCCGUGCCACCUGUGCAGCAAGGUGUUCACCAUCAAGGGCAGCCUCAUGGUACACAUGAAGGUCGCCCAUCCGGGCGUCAAUAGGCCCGUCAAUCCAGACAGACACGAGAUGAAGGAGUCGGAGGGUUGCAUAUACAAGAAAACCGACAAAGGCUUCGAGUGCCCGAACUGCGGCAAAGUUUUCACCAAGGAGCAAAACAUCAUCCAGCACAUCCAGACGCACGACAGCAAGCAGUGGGAGUGCGACGUGUGCUGCAAGCUCUUCACCACCAAGUACUUUCUCAAGAAGCACAAGCGGCUGCACUCGGGCGAGAUGCCGUACAAGUGCGGCCUCUGCGACAAGACCUUCACGUUCCAGCAGUCCUAUCACAAGCACAAGCUCUAUCACAAGGACGAGAAGCCGCACGAGUGCAAGACCUGCGGCCGGGCCUUCAAGGAGCUCUCGACCCUGCACAAUCACGAGAGGAUACACACGGGCGAGAAGCCGUUCGAGUGCGAGUCCUGCGGUAAAUGCUUCAGGCAGAGGGUCUCGUACUUGGUGCACAGGAGGAUACACACGGGUGUCAUGCCUUACGAGUGCACGAUUUGUGGCAAAAAGUUCAGAUACAAGGUCAGCCAACGCACGCACAAGUGCGUACCUUCGAGCAACAGCACAGCCACCGCCAGUGGCAGUAGCAAUGCCGAUUCCUCGGCUCGAGCUGCUGCGACGGCGACGUUUCAAUCGGAAGGCGACAACGCGACCGUCUAUCCAGACGUCAAUCCCAACAACAACAGCAACAGCAGCAGUGGCAGCAAUUUCUUGCUCUUAGCCAGCGGCAACAAGGAGCAGGCGCUGAAACGAAAACUCGACGCCGAGAUCGAGAACGAGGACGGCAGCUCGACGUUGCACCAGCAGCAGCAGAACAAUCGCUCGAUGAUGCUCGUGGACGGUGGCGGCAGCCGCUCCAACGACGAUUUCGCUAAUUUGUGCUGGGCCACAACCACCAACAACACUACCAAGAGCAGGGACGAGCCCAAGGACAACGAGAUAACCAUACUGGCUGUGAUAAACGACAAACAUCAGACGACGACGACGACAGUCUGGCCCGGCAAGAAGAUGCCGGACUCGCCGAGCACCGACGACAGCCUCAUGAAGGAGCUGGACAAGGUCAGCGAGGAUUACCGUAGCGGCGUCUGGUCGUCCCUGACGCAGGCGGCUGCGGUGCAGUCCUCGCCCUCGAGCGAGAUGAUGAUGAUGAGAUCGCUGAGCCUCGCCGAGGUCACCGGCAGCAUCGCCAACAACGACAACAAGAGCAGCAGCCAAGACUGCUGCGACGACUACUUCGCGCCUUUGGCCGAUCAUCCCAACGCCGUGGCUGUGGUCGAGCUGCAGCAGCAGCAGCAACGGGACAACGAUGACACAUCGAUGACGACGACGACGACGACGGUCGAGGUGUCGAUGAUGAACGACGACAAUGAGACUGCGAGGGGAAGUUUGUCGACCCUUCAGACCAUCAACGAGGACUCGCUGAAGGAGCUGCUGAACAGUAUAGCCGAUAAAUGAAGCUGAAAAAAUUGGCUUUUUCUUCUAUUUACCCCGGAUUUUUUUCUUCUUUCUCUUCAUUAUGUAAAACGAUUGUGAUACCGAGAUUUUUAGAUUUUUAGAUACAGGCAGAGAGGGAGAGAGCUUUUUUGUAUAAUUAUACCACGUUGCGUAUUGAAUAAGCGUAUAAUUGUUGUAAUUUUUGUUUUUGUUGGUUUUUUUUACAAUGUAUCGAUGUCAAGUAUAGAUUUAAGGCAAUUAAUUAUGUAAUAAAACAAAAUAUUGGA